Messenger RNA from Podarcis raffonei (Aeolian wall lizard), 6170 nucleotides. It is a transcript of the gene RABEP1, whose product is annotated as rabaptin, RAB GTPase binding effector protein 1. NCBI's taxonomy places the organism in Eukaryota, Metazoa, Chordata, Lepidosauria, Squamata, Lacertidae. The coding region runs from base 144 to 2765 and encodes 873 amino acids. The record is from RefSeq and is a predicted model, not a curated record. Gene Ontology annotation, molecular function: growth factor activity; GTPase activator activity. The transcript has 19 exons. Gene Ontology annotation, biological process: Golgi to plasma membrane transport; endocytosis. Gene Ontology annotation, cellular component: endosome; endocytic vesicle.
CCCGCCCCUUUUGCCUGUCAGGAUGAGGCGGCUGAGGCGGCCCAGGGCCGGCGGCGGAGGCUGAGGCGGCGGCCCCUGUUGUGCUCGCUCCGCUCCCCUCGCCUGACUUAGCGGGCCCGGCCUCGGCGUGAGCUGGCUCAGCCAUGGCCCAGCCCGGGGCGGCGGCAGAAGAGUCGUCGACCGAAGCUCUCCUUCAACGAGUAGCAGAACUGGAAAAAGUCAAUGCUGAAUUUCUACGCACGAAGCAGCACCGUGAGCAGGAAUUUAAUCAAAAGAGGGCAAAAUUUAAAGAGCUGUAUCUGGCUAAAGAAGAGGAUCUGAAGAGGCAAAAUGCAGUACUUCAGGCAGCUCAGGAUGAUCUGGAGCAACUGCGAGCGCAGCUUACGGAAGCCCAAGCUGAAAUGGAGAAUAUUAAAGCCAUUGCGACAGUAUCUGAAAAUACAAAGCAGGAAGCUAUUGAUGAAGUGAAGAGGCAAUGGCAGGAAGAGGUUGCUUCUCUGCAGGCUAUCAUGAAAGAAACUGUCAGUGACUAUGAACUCCAGUUUCAUCACAGGCUGGAGCAAGAGCGAGCUCAGUGGAACCAAUACCGAGAGAACGUGGAAAGGGAAAUAGUGGAUCUGAGAAGACGUCUUUCCGAAGGCCAAGAAGAGGAAAACCUGGAAAAUGAUAUGAAGAAGGCCCAAGAAGAUGCAGAGAAGCUUCGUUCAGUUGUGAUGCCCAUGGAAAAGGAGAUUGCAACUUUGAAAGACAAACUGACAGAGGCUGAAGAAAGGAUAAAGGAGCUGGAGGCUUCAAAGGUUAAAGAACUGAAUCAUUAUUUGGAAGCUGAGAAAUCCUGCAGGACCGAUCUAGAAAUGUAUGUGGCUGUUCUGAACACUCAGAAAUCAGUUCUGCAGGAAGAUGCAGAGAAGCUGCGGAAAGAACUUCACGAAGUCUGCCAUCUAUUAGAGCAGGAACGGCAGCAGCACAACCAGCUGAAGCACACCUGGCAAAAGGCCAACGACCAGUUCUUAGAAUCGCAGCGUUUGCUGAUGAGGGACAUGCAGUGGAUGGAAAUGGUGCUGACCUCUGAGCAGCUUCGGCAAGUUGAAGAACUGAAGAAGAAAGAUCAGGUAACACUGAAGCCGAGUACAGUCCUAUCCAUAAAAAGGGAAGAUGAAGAGCAGCGGAAACUUCAUAAAAGGAAGGAAGACAAGCAGAAAGGCCCUGAUGAUGAAUCGAAAGUAAGCUCCAUCACUCAUGAUGAAUCCCUUCCGCAGUUCCUUGGUGAAGAGGUGCACAUAAACAGUACUCACGGUUCAGUCCACUCACUCGACACAGAUGCCCUGCUGUCUUCGGGAGAAUCUCUCAAGUCAGACAACGACAUGUUCAAAGAGGGGCUGCGGAGGGCACAGUCAACGGACAGCUUGGGAACAUCAGGAUCCUUGCAGGCCAAAACUCUGGGCUACAACAACAAAGCCAAAUCGGCUGGGAAUCUUGAUGAGUCUGACUUUGGACCCUUAGUUGGGGCGGACUCUAUGUCAGAGAACUUUGACACGGCCUCCCUUGGCUCUCUGCAAAUGCCCAGUGGGUUUAUGUUAACCAAAGACCAGGAGAAAGCAAUCACAGCGAUGACACCGGAGCAGGAGGAGACAGCAUCCCUGCUCUCCAGCAUCACACAGAGUGUUGAGAAUGCUUACGUAUCUCCUAGCGGUUACAGAUUAGUUAGUGAAACAGAGUGGAAUCUCCUUCAGAAAGAGGUGCAAAACGCUGGGAACAAGCUGGGCCGGCGUUGCGAUAUGUGUUCCAAUUAUGAGAAACAGUUGCAAGGAAUCCAGAUCCAGGAGGCAGAAACCAGGGAUCAGGUGAAGAAGCUUCAGGUGAUGUUGAGGCAGGCCAAUGACCAACUCGAAAAAACCAUGCGAGAGAAACAGGAGCUGGAGGAGUACAUGAAACAAAGCACUGAAGAUUCAGGAAAUCAGAUCUCCUCGCUUAUUGUUAGAGUUCAGGAGUCCGAGGCCCUGCUUAGCGAACUUCAACAGGCAUUUUCUCAAGCCAGGAGAGAUGUCCAGGACCAAAUGGCUGUCCUGACGCAGUCAAGGGAACAUGUCUCGGAGGAGUUGUUGAGACUCCAGAAAGACAAUGAAAGCCUUCAAGGAAAACAUUGCCUGCAUGUCUCUUUGCAGCAGGCUGAAGACUUUAUCCUGCCAGAAUCUGGAGAGGAACUCCGCGACCUGGUCCUCAAAUAUCGGGAAGACAUCAUUAGUGUGCGGACAGCAGCAGACCACCUGGAGGAAAAGCUGAAGGCGGAGAUUUUGUUCCUGAAAGAGCAGAUUCAAGCUGAGCAAUGUUUGAAAGAGAACAUAGAGGAGACUCUGCAGCUGGAAAUAGAGAAUUGCAAAGAGGAAAUAGCUGCUGCUUCCAGUCUGAAAACAGAACUGGAGAGAAUAAAAGCAGGGAAGGAGCAGUUGGAAUCCGCCUUGAAGGAGAAAAACCAACAGCUGGAAAGCUUGCAGGAAAGGAGAAACAGCCUUGAGGAGCAGCUGAAGAAGGAGUUGGCUGCAAAGGCAAACCUGGAGCAGCUGAUGUUUGAGGAGAAGAACAAAGCUCAGCGGCUGCAGACAGAAUUGGAUGUUAGUGAGCAAGUGCAGAGAGAUUUUGUGAAGCUUUCGCAGACCCUUCAGGUCCAAUUGGAACGGAUCCGGCAGGCAGAUUCCCUGGAGAGAAUCCGUGUGAUCCUCAACGACACAAAACUGACAGACAUUAAUCAACUGCCUGAAACAUGACACCCUCCAUAGCAGGGCUCUAAGGCUGCAAAUUUUUUGUUUUGUUUUGUGUUUGUUUCUGGUUUUUUUUUUUUUUAAAGAAAAACCCUCAUCUUUAUAGCAAAACAUUUAAUAAUUAUUAUUUAACUCUUAACUGAAAGAAGCAGAAGAUGACACAGGGGAACAAUGAUCCAGGCUGUGUUUCUGGAAGGGAGAGAUGGCUUUGUGUUGGGGGCAGAAAAGCGUCAGAUGGAGAGAUGAGCAAGAUGCUUUGGGGGGGGGGGCUUUAGUGGGGGACCGGACUUGUCAAAAUAACCACCCUAUCCUCCCUCUCUCACCUCCACCCCUACUCUGGAAUUCGGCUCUCUUCUUUCUCUCACCUCUUCCCAUUAAAAACAAAAUACUGUGGUGAAGGUAGUUCUGCAAAUCAAAUCUCCCCUUCUCCCCAAACCAUAUUUUGGAGUGAAGCUGUUGAACUCCACCCCAAUGAAGACUGAAGGGCUACCAGGGGUAUUGAGUGAGAGAGCAGGCUAGGCAGAUGCUGGUCUAGCAUGCUGUAUGAAUAUUUUAUAUUAAAAUAUGAAUUUAUCUGCAGGACACUGGAUUUGGGGUUUUUGAGCUCGGUGCACACAUUGUAUCUCGUAUGUUGUGCAGGAGGAGACCAAUUGCUGUUGAAAAGUGUGAUGGGACAGGAUGUUCGGGGGAUGGGGGGCAGUGUAGAUGAGAAGGCUCUGAAGUUGUCGAAAGAGAGGACUUGGCCUUCGGGGGAAAGCGACCACUAGAAAUAAAAAGCCUCGCCCUGCAGAUUGUUGGGGGAAGAGAAUGGGUGGCAAAUGCACCCUGGAACGGCUGCAGGAGCUGUUUGAAAACAACACUUUUUGUGUUGCCUUUAUUUCAGAGGUGGCAGGCAAAGAUAUCCUGCCCUAGUUGAGCUGAAAUUUAGGAUCUUUUCAUUUAUGGGAGGGAGCUAUAUCCCACCAUUCCUCCCCUCGAAGUGUGUGUGCUUUAUGGGGGGGGGUAUUUAAUCUGAAUACAAAGGACAGAGGAUGGAAUUAGGUUUUUUAUGACUCUUUAAUAAAACAAACAUGUCGAUUUCAAGGCAAAGUGGAGCAGGUGCUUUUCAGACUCACAGAUUUAGAAGCUGUAAAAUAUGCCGCUCUUUUAAAACAGAUUCUGAAACGGCGGUUAAGCUUCAAUGGAAUCAUUCUUGGAUAUGCCACUUUAGAUGCAGACUCCCCUUGCUGUGGACUUUGGGUUGGCAGCUGAUCAUGCUCUGGCCCCGUUGCAAAUCAGUGGGACCUCCAUGCAACUCAUUUGCCCUCUGCAUCUAACCAUUUGAGCAUGAAGGCAGGGGUGGAAUGUACUGCUGAGUUUGGAAGAAACAGGCUUUGAGGCAGAGCCACCAUGAAAGAAACCUUAUUUGCAGGUUCAAGCGUAUCAAAAAUAUUUUUGAUUUCUCUCAACCAUGAUUCCCUGUAAGAGCGUGUAGCUUCCUAGAAAGUGCAUCUUAGAAGGGUUGUGUGAAAUAGGCAGGGUGUGCUGUAUCCAUGAGCUGCAGCUCCCUUGCAUUCAUAGCCUUUUCCUGUAGCAGAACAGAUCACCUUCAACAGGGAGGUGCUUUGGGUGCAAAGAGCAGCCCAUUUCCCCUUCCCCUUUCUGUUCCUGCUACUGAAAGACCAGCCAUUGCUCCAUGAAGCUGAUUUGCUGGAAUGAGCCUAACAUGGCCCCUAAUAUAAUCAUGUUCGCCAUUACCUGAUUAUUUCCCAAACAACUAGUGAUCUGAAAUUCCGCUUCAUAUUUUAUCAGUGUAAGAGGAGGAAUUACCAGAGUUCCUUGCCCCCACCCUGCUCCUGCCAAGGGUCCCAUUCCAGACUUAACCACUUGGGGCCAGAAGUAAUCAGUCACUUUGGCUGUUCUGCAGGUUUCUGUUGUGCUGGAAGCGAUCUCCUAUGGGGAGUCUCUCGCUCAGUGUGGUUCCACCCACAUAAUUGCUACAGAAUCAGAAAACACUUGGUGGAAUCCAGUCUGUUUGUGUGUAUGUGUGUGUGUGUGUGUUUAUGGGAGGGGUGGAAUACUGCGGCAGUAAAGAAAUGGCAAGGUUGGGACGCCUACCGCUGCGAGGAACAUUUGCAACCAGUAGGAUUGGGAGAGAAGAAUCUAGUCUGCAUUGACAAGUUUCUUUGGAUUGUUAAUUCUGUCCUAGAGGCUGUAGGAGAGGUUUUCCUAUUUCUUCAAGCAUGCGUGAGGCUAACUCUCCCUGUUCUGCUCCUGCCAUUUCAACAUUGCUAAAUCUUUUCCAGUAUGAGUCAGGAUGGAUUUAGUGACUCUCCUGUCCACCUUCUCUGGUGAGCCAUCUUUGGAAAAGCACCAACUAGUCAGUUUUAUUUAACUAUUUGUCUUAAAGUGGUUAGAAACUGGUUAAAUAGGAAGAGAACGAUAUAGCAUGUAGAGUAGCACAAUAAGACCAUUACUGAACUCGUUACAGCUUAUGCAUUGAAGAGCAGUACUUUGCGAGGUCAGGUGCUUGAUUAGCUGAGUUUUUCCAUCCAGAUGCCUAGUAUGGCUUCAGAGACAACAGGGGAAGUAUGUUUUCAGCUCCUGAGGACAGGGGAAUAGAUCAGCAGUACUAGAUUUUAAAACUUUCAUAGUUGUAACUAAAUUAACAGAAGAUUGACAGUGUAAUGCAGAAAUUCUCAAACCUAGAACCCAAGAUACACACAGGAUGAAUUAAAGAAGCCGUCCAAAUAAUUUAGAUAAGGGAAAAUAAUUUUGUUCAAUGCCGGGAAAUCCUCAGUGAAAGUAAAUGAUUUAAUUGUGGACAUAAUUUCUUCUAUAAUUAAGCUUCCCCCCCCUCUUUUUUAAAAGGGAAAGUUGUGCCCAUCUGACCUUAGGUCCUGGCUCUCUUGCUGUAAAGGAUUGCUUAAUUUGUACCAUUGGCUUUCAGGGUUACGCACUGAGCCUUAGCUACUACAGACAGGGAAUAUAAUACAGUAACUCUUGAGAAAGGGGCUGUGUGCAGAAUUUAAGAGAAAAAGCCUGCAAGUUUUAGCUCUGUUCUGUAUACUUGUACAGUCUUAAUAUGUGCAAAAUAAGUUCUUGCAGCAUGUCUAACCUGUUAACAUCUUCUUUACUUGACUCCUGUGCCAUUGCUAUACAACCUCUUAAAGCAUGGUUUGGAUAAGAAUAAGGGUAGGAGACAGGCAAGUCAUCUAUAAAUAUAGUCCCUUAAGAAAAAAAUUAGUUAAGCCUUUAAAUUCCAAAUGAGUGUCUGGAAUACUACAUUCCAAUGAACCAAGCCUCUGGUGUCCUGUGAAACUGUGGAUGUAAAAUUCUCCUGUCUACCAAAUUCAGAAAUGUAACCAUUUGUUAACUGUAUUUGAAGGUGUAUCCUUAAGAAGUGUUCCAAAUUAAAGGAGGUAAAAAGUA